Molecule: messenger RNA, 1051 nt
Organism: Spinacia oleracea (spinach)
Lineage: Eukaryota; Viridiplantae; Streptophyta; Magnoliopsida; Caryophyllales; Amaranthaceae
Exons: 4
Coding region: 456-833 (125 amino acids)
Biological process (GO): mitochondrial respirasome assembly
Source: RefSeq, a predicted model, not a curated record
AUCACUCGCUCAAACACAAAAUAGGAGCAAAUUAUCUAACCGAUAUCAGGCAAAUUAAGGUCCCCGAAUCAUAGUGGGAUAGUGAGUUGUGCCAUCAUCCCCAACACCACAACUGACAACUCUCUCUAAUUCUAUCUAUCAUCCAACUCCUCCCUCUUGUUUAAGUUUGCAUUCAUCCCACAAUCCCAGAAUUUAACACAAUUACUCCUACUACGUAUAAAUUUCGGAAAAUUUCUGAUCUCACCCACGUGGUCUCGGAUACUUUAUUUAUUUAUUCUUUCAAUUCAACGAACAAACUUCAAAUCUUCAUCAUCGUUGUCUUUUCCAGAUCCAAAUCCACCUACGUUUGCCCGUCUUUUAUACUGUCACCAUACGAUUUUUACCCACUUCCUCAAAAACCCUAAAAACCCCCCUAAUUAUUUGAUUUUCUGGGUUCCAAGAUUUAAAAUUUAGAGAUGAAGGAUAAGAAAUCUUCGAAAUUGAACCAUCUACAUCAGAAUGGUCACACUUCUCCGUUUAAAUUGGGCAAAUUGUUUGAUCCUGAUGUUUCCUGGGAUAAGGAUCAACUAGGAGAUGUUCUACACUGGACUCGACAAGUGGUGGCACUUGUGUGUGGUUUAAUUUGGGGCGCUAUUCCUUUGGUUGGAGGCAUAUGGCUUAUAUUAUUCUUGGCAAUUUCAUCUGCUAUUGUGUAUGGGUAUUAUGCAUUGAUACUUAAGGUUGAUGAGGAAGAAUAUGGUGGUCAUGCAUCUCUCCUCCAAGAAGGGCUUUUCGCAUCAGUGACACUAUUUCUGCUUGCGUGGAUUCUAGUAUACAGCUUGGGGCACUUUUGAUAGAUUAGGCAGCAAGAACUCUUCUUGGUCGAUAUUGAGAUAAUCUAGUGCCACAUUUUCUUAUUUGCCUUUAACAAUUAGAUGAUUUAUUACAUUUGUAUUUGUUUAAAGUUUGUGCUUUCUUAGUUAUACUGUGAACACAAACUUGUUAGCGUUUAAGGCGAUAGCAAAGUCGUUUUAACCGUCUUUUCACGGAAGUUCUAAUGAUUUUUACAAAA